GCAGCAUGUCUUCUUAUCAGUCCAGCAGCAGCACUUCUCCCAGCCAGCAGAGUCCGGCCAUCCAUGGAGAAAGGGCAAGUGUGAAACCAUCAUCAACAGCAAUAGCUCAGAACUCCAGAACUUCCAUCCAGCAGUCUUUAUAAGGAUCUCAAGGCAGAAAACAAAAACUGGAGCAAACCUGGGCAUGUGGAAUUCUUUUUUAACACUCAAUUCUCAUGACAUUGCUGAAUUGCACUAUGAUGGAAAUGGUCUUCUUGUGCUCUCUUUGAAAUUGGAUUAAUCUAGCCCAGCUAUCCCAGAAGUGCACCAUGGAUGAUCAUUUUACAAUGCCUUCACUGCUUGGUGAGAACAACUCAACUCUGGCUCCAUCACUUUCCAUUUUGAUGGACAAUGAGACACUGGUGAUGGAUAAUCAGACUGCCAUUAAUGGAACCACUCCAAUAAAUUUCACCAGAGCCAUGCUCGUUGGAUUCACCCUUGGUGCCUUUAUAUGCGCUGCCAUAGUGGGCAAUAUCAUGGUUAUAAUCUCAGUGGUGACAAACAGACAGCUGAGAAUUCCCACCAAUUACCUGGUCGUGAACCUGGCCAUUGCAGACUUGUUAUUGAGCACCACUGUCCUACCUUUCUCUGCUACUUUGGAGAUAGCAGACUUCUGGGUAUUUGGGAGAAUAUUUUGUGACAUAUGGGCUGCCAUGGAUGUCCUCUGCUGCACAGCUUCAAUUUUCAGUCUGUGUGCUAUCUCUAUAGAUAGGUAUAUUGGAGUUAGAUACUCCCUUCGGUACCCCACCAUAGUGACCAGAAAAAGAACCAUCUUGGCCCUUCUGUGUGUCUGGAUUUUGUCCACUGUUAUCUCCAUUGGGCCCUUGUUGGGUUGGAAACAGCAAGCCCCCAGUGAUGAAGGUGUUUGUGAUAUCACCACUGAGAUGUUCUAUGCCAUCUUUUCCUCCUUGGGUUCCUUCUACAUCCCACUGAUAGUCAUCUUGGUGAUGUACUGCAGGGUCUACGUGGUAGCCAAGAGAAUAACCAAGAACCUGGAAGCUGGUGUGAUGAAAGAAAGGAUGGAUUCCAAAGAGCUGACCCUCAGGAUCCACUGUAAGAACAUGCAGGAGGACUCCCACAAUAGCAGCAAAGCCAAGAACCACCAGCCUCGCAGCUCCUUAUCUCUUAAACUGCUUAAAUUCUCCAGAGAGAAGAAGGCAGCCAAGACUCUGGGCAUUGUGGUUGGCAUGUUCAUCUUGUGCUGGCUACCAUUCUUCACAGCUCUCCCACUAGCUUCAAUCUUCAAACAGCUGGAGCCACCUGAAACUCUGAGGAAAGUUAUAUUUUGGCUUGGAUACUUCAACAGCUGCAUCAACCCCAUCAUUUAUCCCUGCUCCAGCAAGGAAUUCAAGAGAGCCUUCAUUCGCAUUUUGAAAUGCCAGUGGGGAAGCAGAAGACAUGCUGGGAUGAGGAGAUCACAGUGCCGGCCAAGGAGUAGUAGUACCUUCACCCAUUCCAGGAAAGAUUCUAUGGAUGAAAACAGACACUUUAUAAAUGGGAGCCAGAGGACCAUCUUAUCUAAUGCACCAAGUCCUAGUUUCAAAAGAAAAGUAAAUCAAACUAAAGACAACAGAACUCCUCACGACUGGAAAUUGGGCAAUUUUAAAGAAGACCCAACUCACAAGGAGGUUCCGGGAUCCAAACCAGAAAAAGAGAGUUCCAAUACCUGCAAUACCUUAACUUUCCCAGUUUCUCCUGAAUUAAAUCAACAUAGUUCAGACACAACAUAUGUGCAGGACACUAACAGUUCAGAUGUCAUGUCACAUAUACCAACAGAUAAAGGCCACAGAUAAAUACCAGGAGAAAUAAUGGUUUAAACAAAAGGCAGCCAAACCUGUAUUUUUAUUCAUGGUUGGGAUUUAUAACUAUGUAGAUUGUUUUUUUGUUUUUUUUGUUGUUGUUAUUGUUGAUGGUCUAAAUUAUAAAAUCUGGGAAAUAUUUUUAAUAUAGAAUUUAAAAGGUGAUAUUAAACCUUUCAAAAUUUCUAAAUAAGAAAAAAAAUGUACGAAUAAGAAUGGUCAACCCAGGUCAAUUAUCAGAAACACAGGUGUCUUGGACAAGGCAGAAAGGUGCUGUAUCUACCUGCAUGAAAUGUUUUGAAGGCAUUUAAAGUGUCAUUAUAAAUCAAUGGGGGAUUUUAACAAUGUGAAUAAUAAGCUUACAUUGCAAACACGUCAUCAUUACAGAUAUAUCCAAUGCUUUGAAGACUUUCUGUCAUUGUUUCAGAAUAUCUGUAAUUAAUACAUAAUUACUUAAGGAAAUCACUAAAUAGAUUUCUCAUGCUUACACUGCUUUGAACAAUCCCUGUUAAUGUUCUGAAUCGGUGAUUGCUAAUUUCUGCAGACUUAUUUUCUGUCCCAUGAUGCUCAGCCAGCCAUUAAAGUCACACUGUAACCACAGUGUGUAGUAGUGGUUAUGAUACCAGGAGUGCGUGGCACCACCCUAUUGUAAGUAGUCAAGACAUUUUAUUAUGGCUUGACUUCUUACCUGGGUCUGCUGAGCACUGCUCAUUGUCUCCUCUACAGUCAGAGGUCCAGAAGCUGCGGUUUAGGAACUUCUGUUAGCACCAUAACCCUUACAGCGCACUGACUCAACUAAUUAAGUUCAAGUUGCUAAAUUAUCUUGUGAUUCAUUUGCCAGUGCACUCCAGUUUAAUGCUCAGUGAAUAAACCUUCACAGGGCCGCUAUCAGAAAUUUUGGGGCCACUUACACAGUUCAAGGUCUGGCCCCCCUGGGCUUGCCCUCAAAGCCACCCAUUAGGAUAAGUAAAGUGAGUGCAGUGUGUGUCUAUAGUGAAUGCAAUGUU
Messenger RNA from Pelobates fuscus (common spadefoot toad), 2845 nucleotides. RefSeq names its product adrenoceptor alpha 1B (gene ADRA1B). Gene Ontology annotation, biological process: positive regulation of MAPK cascade; positive regulation of heart rate by epinephrine-norepinephrine; phospholipase C-activating G protein-coupled receptor signaling pathway. Gene Ontology annotation, molecular function: alpha1-adrenergic receptor activity. The record is from RefSeq and is a predicted model, not a curated record. The transcript is spliced from 2 exons. Bases 309 to 1832 code for a protein of 507 amino acids. Gene Ontology annotation, cellular component: plasma membrane. Lineage: Eukaryota; Metazoa; Chordata; Amphibia; Anura; Pelobatidae.